UGUUCUUCCGUCUAUCGACGGAACUCUGGGCUCCCGGAUUUGGUUGUUGUGUACGUGGAAGAAGCCAGCGCAUGCGCACGCAGGGCCCUCCGUCUCAGCUGUGCGGGAGGAGUUGAGGGUAGGGUCCCCGGUUCGGGGGAGCCUGUUGGGGUCAUGGCCACGCGCUGACAGGGCCAGCCAAGCGGAGAAGGGGGGCAAAGCCGUUCUUCUGCCCCUGUCCCCGGGCCUGAGGCCUUCCCGCUUGGUGCUGUUGCUGCCACUGCCGGCCGAAGAGGGGCGAUGAGUUGGUUCAACGCCUCCCAGCUCUCCAGCUUCGCUAAGCAGGCCCUGUCCCAGGCGCAGAAGUCCAUCGACAGGGUCCUGGACAUCCAGGAAGACGAGCCGAGCGCCUGGGCCGAGACCAUUCCAUACGGAGAGCCGGGAAUAAGUCCUCCUGUCAGCGGAGGAUGGGAUACUUCAACCUGGGGGUUGAAAUCAAACACGGAACCUCAGAGUCCACCAAUAGCCUCUCCUAAGGCCAUUACAAAGCCAGUUCGGAGGACUGUGGUAGAUGAAUCUGAAAAUUUCUUCAGUGCCUUUCUCUCUCCAACGGAUGUCCAGACCAUUCAGAAGAGUCCAGUGGUAUCAAAACCUCCAGCUAAAUCACAACGGCCAGAAGAAGAAGUAAAAAGCACCUUACAGGAAUCCUUGCACACUGGAAAGUCAAGAACUACUGAAACAACUGAAUCAAAAGUAAAAGACUCUUCUCUGUGUGUAUCAGGGGAAACUCUGGCAGCAGAUACUCCAUCACCUAAAACUGAAGGCAAACAUGAAGAAUCUGUUAAUAAAGAAUCUGAUAUGAAGGUGCCAACUGUACAUUUGAAAGUAUCUGAAAGUGUAGUUAGUGUAAAAACAGCUACAGAAAGUGUAUCUAAUGUGUCUACACAGUCUGUUACAGCAGAAACAAAGGACAUGGCUUCAGAAGCUAAGGAACAAAAACAUGAAGACAGACAGAGCAAUACACCUUCUCCUCCUGUUAGUACCUUCUCAUCAGGUACUUCUACCACCAGUGAUAUUGAAGUUUUAGAUCAUGAAAGUGUAAUAAGUGAGAGCUCAGCAAGUUCAAGACAAGAGACUACAGAUUCAAAAUCAAGUCUUCACUUGAUGCAGACAUCUUUUCAGCUUCUCUCUGCAUCUGCUUGUCCUGAAUAUAAUCGUUUAGAUGAUUUUCAAAAACUCACUGAGAGUUGCUGCUCCUCUGAUGCUUUUGAAAGAAUAGACUCAUUUAGUGUACAGUCAUUAGAUAGCCGGAGUGUAAGCGAAAUAAAUUCGGAUGAUGAAUUGUCAGGCAAGGGAUAUGCUUUAGUGCCUAUUAUAGUUAAUCCUUCAACUCCAAAGGCUAAGGUAGUUGAAUCUGUUGAAGGAAAAUCUGAAGAAGUAGUAAAUGAAACAUUAAUUAUACCCACUGAGGAAGCAGAAAUGGAAGAAAGUGGACGAAGUGCAACUCCUGUUAACUGUGAACAGCCUGAUAUCUUGGUUUCUCCUAUACCAAUAAAUGAAGGACAGACUGUCUUAGACAGGGUGGCCAAGCAGUGUGAAGCUGCUGAAAGUCAGCCAGAAGCACUUUCUGAGAAGGAAGACGUUUGCAAGCAAACCUUAAGAGAAAAACUUUCAAAACAGCAGCUGCAUAAUUCUAACAUCAUUAAGAAACUAAGAGCUAAAGACAAAGAAAAUGAAAAUAUUAUUACGAAGCUGAACAAAAAAGUUAAAGAGCUAGAAGAGGAGUUGCAACAUUUAAAACAGGUCCUCGAUGGUAAAGAAGAGGUUGAAAAACAACAUAGAGAAAAUAUUAAAAAACUAAAUUCUGUGGUAGGACGCCAAGAAAAGGAUCUUGGCAAACUUCAAGUAGACAUGGAUGAACUUGAAGAAAAGAACCGAAGUAUUCAGGCUGCCCUGGAUAGUGCAUACAAAGAACUUACUGAUCUUCACAAAGCCAAUGCUGCGAAGGAUAGUGAGGCCCAGGAAGCUGCUCUGAGCCGUGAAAUGAAAGCUAAAGAAGAACUUUCUACAGCACUAGAGAAGGCCCAAGAAGAAGCCCGUCAACAGCAAGAAACAUUAGCGAUUCAAGUGGGGGACCUUAGGCUGGCACUGCAACGAGCAGAACAAGCAGCUGCCAGAAAAGAGGAUUAUUUACGCCAUGAAAUCAGUGAACUUCAGCAGAGACUCCAGGAAGCAGAGAAUCGAAACCAAGAACUGAGUCAAAGUGUUUCAUCAACAACAAGACCAUUGCUUCGACAAAUAGAAAAUUUGCAAGCAACCCUAGGGUCCCAGACAUCGUCAUGGGAGAAGUUAGAGAAGAAUCUUUCUGAUAGGCUUGGUAACUGCUUUAGUUUUUAUCUAGAAAUUGGCAAUCUAGAAAAAACUCGAUCAAUAAUGGCUGAAGAGCUAGUUAAAUUAACAAAUCAAAAUGAUGAACUUGAAGAGAAAGUGAAGGAGAUACCCAAACUUCGAACUCAGCUAAGAACACUGUUGAAUAGUCAGUUAGAAAUGGAAAGAAUGAAAGUUGAACAAGAAAGGAAGAAAGCCAUUUUCAGUCAAGAAGCAAUAAAAGAAAAGGAACGCAAGCCGUUUUCUGUUUCUAGCACUCCCACCAUAUCACGCUCGAGUUCAAUAAAUGGAGUUGAUAUGGCAGGACUACAGACAUCUGUUCUGUCUCAGGAUGAGUCUCAUGAUCACUCAUUUGGACCAAUGUCUGCAUCAGCAAAUGGAAGCAAUCUUUAUGAUGCUGUAAGGAUGGGAGCAGGAUCAAGCAUUAUUGAAAAUCUACAGUCUCAGCUAAAGCUAAGGGAAGGAGAGAUUACUCAUUUACAGGUAUUGGAAAAAUUAAAUACAGUAUUUCUGUCGUUGGAUUUCUGA
This is a messenger RNA of Propithecus coquereli (Coquerel's sifaka), 2895 nucleotides long. It is a transcript of the gene TMF1, whose product is annotated as TATA element modulatory factor 1. The coding region runs from base 280 to 2895 and encodes 871 amino acids. NCBI's taxonomy places the organism in Eukaryota, Metazoa, Chordata, Mammalia, Primates, Indriidae. The record is from RefSeq and is a predicted model, not a curated record. Gene Ontology annotation, cellular component: Golgi apparatus; endoplasmic reticulum. The transcript has 13 exons.